Molecule: messenger RNA, 1478 nt
Organism: Erythranthe guttata (spotted monkey flower)
Lineage: Eukaryota; Viridiplantae; Streptophyta; Magnoliopsida; Lamiales; Phrymaceae
Product: PQ-loop repeat family protein / transmembrane family protein
Cellular component (GO): membrane
Source: RefSeq, a predicted model, not a curated record
AAUUAGCACCGCAUUCUUCACUAAUGGGGAAGUUGAGAAGGAAGCCAGAGAUUUGCCCCAUUGAUAAGCAUUGCUCUGAAUGGGCAAUAAAAUACAUGGGGUACUGUCUUUGCAGCACAAAAGAUGGCUUUUCAUUGGCUCUUGGUUUGAUUAGUGUGCUGACGUGGAGUGUGGCUGAAAUACCUCAGAUCAUCACCAAUUACAGGGAGAACUCUGCCGAGGGGCUCUCCAUCGUGUUUCUUUCGACGUGGAUCGUUGGAGAUUUCUUCAACCUCGCGGGCUGCAUGUUAGAACCGGCAACUCUUCCAACACAAUAUUACACAGCAGUGUUGUAUACAGUAACUUCCUUAGUUCUUGCCUCGCAAUCUGUCUACUACGGAAACAUUAAACCACGGCUCAAGUUCAAUAAAAGACUUCAGCAAGAGGAUAUGGAAAGAAAACGAGACGACGGUUACAGUGACGAUACCGAAAAAUCAAAUAACGAAGAGAGUUUUGAAGGUGCACCGAGCUCACCUGUUCCCGUUGCACACAAUUCCCCCACCGGUUUCGAAGAAAUAUAUUUUAUGUCAGCAAGAUCUCUUUCGGUGAGCCAUACACCGCCAGCUGGAUCUUUCCUAACAGGGAGAACUCCAACUUCGGAUGUCGAAAAACCAUUGCUCGGUGAAGCUAGGCCGCCACAAACUUCCUCCACUCCUCCGAAAAUCAAAACCAUGUUGUGUGUGGUUUCCCUGAUGACAUUCUUUAUCGGAAGUUGCACUAACCAAUUAGCAGCAAAUCGUGAAAACGUCACUAGUUUAAAUAAUCCGACAGGUGGCGUGGUUUUCCGAGUGGGGAGACGACUCUUGGAGGCAACUAUUGGUUCAGCACAAGAAACUUCGGGUUCGGGGAGUAGUAGGAUAGGCUCGUUUCUUGGUUGGGGAAUGGCAGUUAUUUACGUCGGGGGGCGUCUUCCGCAAAUUUGCCUAAACAUCAGAAAGGGUAAUGCGGAAGGGUUGAACCCGCUAAUGUUCGUCUUUGCUAUUGUUGGCAAUACUACAUAUGUGGCGAGCAUUCUUGUUAACAGCUUAAGCUGGGUGAAAAUAAAACCUAAUCUUCCUUGGCUGGUGGAUGCAGCGGGUUGUGUCCUUCUCGACGCUUUCAUUCUUACUCAGUUUAUUUACUUCCGUUACCGAUCGAGGACUAGAGUCGACAAGUAUGUAUCUUGAAUGGCUCUGAAAUCGCGAUUAAACGACAUCAUAGGAGCGUAUUCCGGUGAGCCACAAACGCAACGCCGCUUCUCUGAUUGCACGACAUCAGCUGCCUUCAGAACAACGCAGAUUUUUUUCGUUUUUUAUUCUCAUUAUUAUUUAGUUAAUUCUUGUCACAUUCUUUAGCACAGAUUGUUCGUCUCUCCCGUAUAACUUUUCUAUGCAUUUUUUGUACAAUCGAGCUUCACUUUUGUUGCUCAAAUUAUCUUCUUGACAAAAAAAAAAAAAAAA